Messenger RNA from Eupeodes corollae, 598 nucleotides. RefSeq lists its product as uncharacterized. The record is from RefSeq and is a predicted model, not a curated record. The transcript has 4 exons. Bases 18 to 593 code for a protein of 191 amino acids. Lineage: Eukaryota; Metazoa; Arthropoda; Insecta; Diptera; Syrphidae.
CUUUCCACCAUAAUGACAUGGGUUUUGAAAUUUGGAUCGUCGUCGUUUGCAUUAAUUUUUUCGUUCUUCUCGUUUUAAUUGGAAUCAUAAAUGGAAGUGCGACAAUUACUUCGUUUAAUUGCUUCCCAAGUGAAUCACUGUGUUUGAAUAUGACGUGUAACACAACUGUGUCCCGUGACAAUAACCAUCAGUUAAACUGCGGCUGCUUUAUUCCACAUCCUCUCUACCAAGCUACACUCGAGGUAAGACUGUUACGGAAACGAGGUGGAAAAUACGUGACACUCAUCACGAUAAAUGAAGACUUAAAAAAUAUUAUCAAGCAGUCGGUUUCUUCUCCAGCCAUGGCUAGACUCUUUUCAGCUAGCAAAAAAUAUUUACAAGGUUUUGAAUAUCCUUUUCAGGGAAAUAUGAGCGUGAGGAAAAUGCCAGUUUUGUUGAAUUAUGCAUCGGUAUUUAUGCAGUCUUCAACCUAUCGACUGUUAAUGAAAUUUGCUACCAAAGAAGAGGUUAUCCUCCGGACUGAGCUUGAUUUUAUAAUUGGGGACAGUAAAAACCGGGGAAAACCCAAUAACAAACCAAAACAUUUCACCUAAAAAAA